This is a messenger RNA of Hemicordylus capensis (graceful crag lizard), 5756 nucleotides long. RefSeq names its product FCH and double SH3 domains 2 (gene FCHSD2). Gene Ontology annotation, molecular function: protein binding. Lineage: Eukaryota; Metazoa; Chordata; Lepidosauria; Squamata; Cordylidae. The record is from RefSeq and is a predicted model, not a curated record. Gene Ontology annotation, cellular component: recycling endosome; neuromuscular junction. Bases 504 to 2780 code for a protein of 758 amino acids. The transcript is spliced from 21 exons. Gene Ontology annotation, biological process: neuromuscular synaptic transmission; regulation of actin filament polymerization.
CAUCCUCUCCACACGUACACACGCGAUUCCUUGUUUCCCAGCCACAGGCAUUUAUUUGCCUCCGGCAACCUGCCUGCCUGCCUCCCUAGCAGGGCGCCCUCGAGGGCGGGGGAGGCGGCGGUGGCGGCGUCAUUUUUACUUAGUUGCGAGACGAGCGAAGCGUCUCCUCCCCCUCCGUGAGGAAGGAGGGGGCGACGUCUCCGCCCGCCAGCAGCCUUGGGGCACGCGCGGGCCGCUCGCUCCCGCGCGCGUGGCCUUGCGGUGGGACGGCGUCCCGGGCCACGCCCCCUCCCGGCCAGGCCACGCCCCUCCUCUCGCUCAGCGCGGCAGAGAGACCGGGCCGGCGUCGCCGUUGCCGCCGGCGCCUCCCACUCCCAGCCCGUCCGUUACCGCCGCCGCCGCCGCCUCUUCUUUCCCCCGUUAUUGCCGCCGCCGCCGCCGCCGCCUGAGGCGGGGGAGGGAUUGAUGUGGAGGCCUAGAGCGGCAGCGCCGCCGCAAGCGCCAUGCAGCCCCCGCCGAGAAAGGUGAAAAUUACUCAAGAGCUAAAACUCAUUCAGACUGAACAGAUGACAAAACUUCAAGCCAAACAUCAAGCAGAAUGUGACUUACUUGAGGAUAUGAGGACAUUCAGUCAGAAGAAAGCUGCAAUGGAGAAAGAAUAUGCACAGGGCAUUCAGAAAUUGGCUAGUCAGUACUUGAAGAAAGAGUGGCCUGGAAUAAAAGCUGAUGAGCGAAAUGAUUUUAGGAGCAUGUAUCCAGUGUGGAAAUCCUUUCUUGAAGGCACCCUGCAAGUGGCUCAAUCCAGACUCAACAUCUGUGAAAACUACAAAAACCUAAUUUCUGAACCUGCCAGGGCAGUUAAGUGUUUUAAAGAACAGCAACUGAAAAAGUGUGUGGACCAGCUGACCAGGAUCCAGGCUGAAUUGCAAGAGACAGUAAAGGAUUUAGCUAAAGGAAAGAAGAAGUACUUUGAGACGGAGCAGAUGGCUCAUGCUGUCCGUGAAAAGGCAGAUAUCGAGGCCAAGUCUAAACUUAGUCUUUUUCAGUCGAGAAUAAGCUUACAGAAAGCAAGCGUAAAGUUAAAAGCACGACGGUCUGAGUGUAAUUCCAAAGCUACGCAUGCAAGGAAUGACUAUCUUCUCACUUUAGCAGCCGCAAAUGCACACCAAGAUCGCUACUAUCAGACAGACUUAGUAAACAUUAUGAAGGCUCUUGAUGGGAAUGUAUAUGAUCACCUUAAGGAUUAUUUAAUGGCAUUCAGCAGGACUGAAUUAGAAGUAUGCCAAGCUGUACAAAGCACAUUCCAGUUUCUUUUGGAAACGUCCAGUCGGGUAGUACGAGAUUACAAUUUCCAGCUGUUCUUACAAGAUAACUCGGUAUUUCAUAAACCACAGCCCUUCCAAUUUCAGCCCUGUGACAGUGACACUAGUCGACAACUGGAAUCUGAGACCGGGACAACAGAAGAACACAGUCUGAACAAGGAAGCCCGAAAAUGGGCCACGCGUGUGGCGCGGGAACAUAAAAACAUUAUUCACAGUCAACGGACUCUUGAGGAGUUAGAAUGCCAUGGGCCUGUGGUGUCGGAACAGAGUCGAGCAGAACUGGAACAAAAGAUAGAUGAAGCCAGAGAGAGCAUCCGCAAAGCUGAGCCCUGCCUUUUCUUCAAAGCUGGUGCCGUCUUUCAUAGAGAAUUCAAAGUGAUAAUAAAGCUGAAAGCGGAAGCACGACUUGACUUACUGAAGCAGAUUGGCGUUUCAGUGGAUACGUGGCUGAAAAGUGCAAUGAAUCAAGUGAUGGAGGAGCUGGAGAAUGAGCGAUGGGCAGGCCUCCCGACAGUGACCAACAAUGGCUCUUCGCAUUUGCUAAAUGUUGAUGUGGAAAGGGAAGAAGGGGAAGAGCUGGAAGAUGGCAUGGAUGCUUUUGACGACAGCAGUUCAAGUCCAUCUGGUACUCUCCGAAACUAUCCAUUGACCUGCAAAGUUGUUUAUUCGUAUAAGGCCUCACAGCCUGAUGAAUUAACCAUUGAGGAACAUGAGGUUUUGGAAGUUAUUGAAGACGGAGAUAUGGAAGAUUGGGUAAAGGCACGAAAUAAGACAGGCCAUGUGGGUUACGUGCCAGAGAAAUACCUGCAGUUCCCAACUUCCAACAGCCUCUUGAGCAUGUUGCAAUCACUCGCAGCACUGGACAGUCGGUCACAUACUUCAAGUAAUUCAACUGAAGCUGAGCUAGUCUCUGGAAGCCUCAACGGAGACUCCGGUGUAUGUUUUGUAAAAGCACUUUAUGACUACGAGGGACAGACGGACGAUGAACUGUCCUUCCCUGAGGGAGCAAUAAUCCGGAUCUUGAACAAAGAAAACCAAGAUGACGAUGGCUUCUGGGAAGGGGAAUUUAAUGGGCACAUUGGAGUUUUCCCAUCCGUGCUAGUAGAAGAGCUAACAACAUCAGAAAAUGGAGAGACUCCGUGUGUGGCAGAUGUUCAGGUAUCUUCAUCUCCGAAGCCCCAGAAUUCUUUGGCACCACUGCCACUGUACGACCAGCCGCCAGCCAGUCCUUUCCAUAGUCCCGAUAAAAGAAGCUCCCAGUACUUCCCCAGGUCUCCCUCAGCAAAUGACAACAGUUUCACUUCAAACUCUCCUGGAUUCCCUCAGCCACCACGACCUCUUCCUGAAAGUACCUCAUAUGGCAAACUGAGACCUGUACGGGCUGCCCCUCCUCCCCCAACACAACAGCACCGCAGACCGACAGAGAAAAUAGAGGAUGUGGAAAUCACCCUGGUGUGACCAGUGGGACGGCUUCCGUAGUAGUGCUACAAUCAAGGCCAAAUGUGGGUGUGAUGUUUGGUCAGCUCUCAUUCUUGGGCACCUUUGCAUGAUGGAAGAUACCUUUAAAAGAGUAAGGGGGGAAAACAGGAGGAUUUUCCAUGGACCUUGAAUGUGGUGGACUCUUUCCUGCGGUCAUGAAUAUUUUGUGCCUUUUUUGGUUGUUGCUGUUGUUUGGUUUCACUUUAUCUAUCUGCCAUCCUUCCUCCUUUAGCACAAAGCAAGUUGGGCCCGUCACGAGCAGAAGAAUGCCUGGGCAGCUGAAAAGAUGGCCCGUUUGGGCUUUCAGUGAAGGCUGCAAAGAGCUCCUUCUUCCGUGCCACUGAUGGCCGGUCCACUGCCUGCAGCUUUCCCUGUGGAAACGAUUCUACGUGAUGACCUGUCCCCAGAGUCACUCCAGCGUGUUGCGCAGUAAAUGUGGUCUCUUUCCUCAUUACCUGCGAUGUCUCCAGUCACGACCGGUGAGGCCUGCCGCAGGGAGGGCAGUGUGGGUGUAACUUUAAGGAAAGGGCAACUUAGCUGCAUCCGGCACCCUCUGGAAUCUGGCAGCAGCUGGCCCAGCAUCCCCCGAGGAGGCCCUGCCCCCAGCACUCAGCAGCGGCAUUUCUUCUGGUUACCUUUUCCUUCCGUUUCUAUCCCGCCGCCCUCCCCACCCAGCAGCAGCUCUCACCGGCCAUCACUGCAUGUCUCCACAUGAGGAAAUGGGCUCUGUUUACUGGUGCUGCAGGUUGCAGCCAUCAGAAGGGCGAGUUCUCACAGGGAUGCCUUUUGCCAGGGAACUGGAACGUGUAGACCUGCCUCUAGUCAUAGCAUAUGUAUACCACGUGCAUUAGUACAGUAUAUUACUGUUGCCAUAGGAAUGUGUUGAAAUGAUUUUUUUCCUAGUCAAGUAGCAUUACUUCUCUGAUUAGGGUAUUAAUCAGAAUGUAUGGAAUAGAGAAGGGAACACCCAGGCGUCGUUUUAAAGAGAGGCGGGCUCCUCUCUCUGCCCUCCCCCUCAACAAAAGACAGGGGAAAUCUACAUCGAAGGGAAAGCGCUGCGGAUCCUAUGGGGUUAAGUACUUCAGUGUGCGCCUCUUCCAUCAUUAACCGUAAAACCUGAACGUAACGUUCCUUUUGUAUUGAUAUUUAUGCAGUGCAUUUAGUACUAGAGUACCUACUACAGAAGUGCUGACUUAGUAGCAACAACAUGUUUUUCUUAGGAUAAAACUGAAUAAGCAGGAUUUCCAUCUUAGACCUGGAAUUAGCUGUUCAUUUCCUCUUUAAGCAGAUUACUUUUUUUCUUUUGUACUUGGAUCGCUUCUUAUCCCAGUUAUUGCUGUAUAGUUUACUCUCUGACAUUAGCAGUAUAUCUUGGACAUCGGAACAUCCGGCUAGAAUUAGGAAGUUUAAUGUUUAGAAUAUUUUUGAAGUGUGGUGUCUAGCUUUAGAGUCGGAUAGUUCUAGCGCAGAUCUCCAUGCAAAGCCUAAGGGCCAGCUCAGGCCCAGGGAACUAAGGUUAGAGACGGACCGUUGUGCUCCCCGCUCGAAUAUUGGAGGUGUAUGAUGGACCUUUGUGGGCUGGAGUGUGUACACUUUUUUCACUGUUCCCAUAUCAUCUCUGGUCAGACGCUUCUGAUUAUUGGAGGCACUAUAAAAAUCCACACGUCCUGUUUGGCCAAAGCUGGUGAUAGGAGGCAAUAAAGUAGUGUACAAACUGUGGCCUCUUCAUACAACUCUGCAGUCUUGGGGAAUAAGGCAGUGAUUGCCAUGUGCUGGGGGGAAAUAUACCAGAAAGGCCGUCUUUGCAGAACUGUCCAUCAGCUUUUGGGCAGCAGAAGAUUUAUGCUCUCAAUAGACCACAGUAGGAGGUCACUUUUAAGCCUAAGUCUCUCUGAGUGAGCUGCUUAGGCUUUGGAAGCGAAACAUGGCCAUCUUGUCGUUUAAGAUGAAUAAAAGUGAUAGGAGAUGGGGAGGAAAUAUAGUUCAGAUGAAAAUGGUCUCCAAGCAGCAACACCCAUAAAGGGAAAAAGAAGAGAUAAUUUUGUGUUCUAUUGUUUUAAUCUCAUCCCAAGACAUUUCCAGCCCAUUGCCUGAAAUAUAUAAAAAACCACCUUCAAAUGUGUUAAGAGCUGUAAGAUUAGUCGUAGUGUAAAGGAGCUCUUGUGUGUUCAUUUUUUUCCUCCUAAGCAAGUAAAAGAUGGUGGCCGUUCCUGCAUUUAGUUGCCUAAAUUUUUAUGGCUGCAUUUUGUGAAAUCAUUUGAUAAGAUAUUUUCAUCUUAAACUUUGCACAAGUACUCUUGGCUGGGUCUCUUGAAUUAUGACUGUUUUGCCAAUCGCCCCCCCCCCCUUUCGUUUAGCUAAUCUGAGCAAGGGAAGAGCUGUUGAAAGUGUAACCAUGAAGAGUCUGCAGCACUUGUCUGGCAGAUUCCUGUGAAGAUCUUGUGUUGGGGUGGGGGUUUAUUUUGCGCCUUCAGUCCUGUUGAUCUGUUUGAGGUCUUUUUUUUUUUAAGUGUUGAUCAAACUUAUUCUUAAGUUUUUUAAAAAAACAAUUUUAUUAUUUUUUUUUUAGAAGAACUUUACUGCAAACAUUUUAAAAUGCUUCAAGAAAAAUAAGUGUUGCCAAUAAUAUUCACGUUCCGUUUGGUUGGCCAAUUUUUUGCAUCUUUUUUUCUUACCUGGACUUUCAAAAUUCAGAAAGUGUUAUUUAAAAAGAAAAUCUCCUUAGUUAUAUUUUAAAAAUAUUUUCUGUAAGAGCUGCUAAUUUUUAUUUAAAAAAAUAAAAGUUGUAAAAAUACGCCUCCUUUUUAAAAUUCAUACAGGGCAUGCAAUAGAACGUAUCACCAUGUACAGUGUCAAUACACUGAAAGCAGAACCUUGGGUGCUUUCUUUAUAUUGGCUGUAAAACUUUGUAUUUAUUAUGUAUAAAAUGUUGAAUAAUAAAAAAGUGAAAUUAAA